Molecule: messenger RNA, 1136 nt
Organism: Triplophysa dalaica
Lineage: Eukaryota; Metazoa; Chordata; Actinopteri; Cypriniformes; Nemacheilidae
Gene: dynlt1b
Product: dynein light chain Tctex-type 1b
Exons: 5
Coding region: 240-578 (112 amino acids)
Biological process (GO): microtubule-based movement
Cellular component (GO): cytoplasm; cytoplasmic dynein complex
Molecular function (GO): dynein intermediate chain binding
Source: RefSeq, a predicted model, not a curated record
GUUGUGUAGUGACAAAUGCGUAGAAACGAUACACGUAUUAAGAUUCAAAAACACAUUCAAUUUACCUUUAAAGUUAUAGCAAGACUUCGUAAACAUUAAAAAGGAAUGUAAGCCUACAUAAAUAUCACUUUUUAUGUCACGCAUGUGGUGGUCGCGCCGUCGUGACGUAUGGUGCCACGGUUUCCGUUGUUUCUAUGACAACCGCAGAGGCUUCCACACUAACGCAACAGAAAUAAAACAUGGAUGAUUCUCACAGUGCGGAAGAGACGGCUUUUGUGGUGGAUGAAGUCAGCAGUAUUGUUAAAGAGUCUAUCGAAGGAGCCAUUGGAGCAAACAUCUACCAGCAGAACCGUGUGAACGUGUGGACAUCUAAUGUAGUGGAGCAGUGCUUGAGUCAGCUCAGUAAACUUGGCAAGCCUUUCAAAUACAUCGUGACCUGCAUUAUAAUGCAGAAGAAUGGAGCGGGGCUGCAGUCUGCAUCCUCAUGCUUCUGGGAUAACACUACAGACGGUAGAGAACACCUCACCACACAAGCACAUCAUCUGAGAGUGCAGCUGCACCGUCCGAUGGGAGAAUAAAUCCAUCUACUGUAUCGUCAGCGUGUUUGGACUCGCCAUUUAAAACCACUGAACUACAUCAACUGCCCUUACAAUCAGCCUGCCAUCUGUAGUGUCCACACUUUCUUCCUGCCCUACGUUCUUAGUAUUCUAUUAACAAAGUGACCUCAUUUACAAACAGUCUAUAAUAACAACACAUAGAUCCUAUGAAGACCCAGUCUUAAAGAUUUAAUGAACAUUUUGUACAACAUUCUCAUUACAAUGGUGCAGCUGAGAGAAAGCUUGUCUCCUUUUGUGUUUGUGCAUUUGAACUGAGCUCAGCCAGGUCUGGAAAUGAUGUUAUAAACAAAGGCACAAAUAACUGGACAUCUGGAAUCAUGGGUAACUCUGACCGACAGAAAUGACACUGUAAAAAUGAAGUGGUAUUAUUAGGAUCUAGCAGCUCAUUUGAAGACAAAUAUGUCACUGUGCGUAAAAUGAAUCAAACAUUGUUCUCUUUAAACGUGAACUACAGUUCACAAGCAGCUGUGCUGUAUCAUGACCUCAUGUUCAGACAAUGACAAUAAAAAAGAAACACAA